AUGGCUAAUAGAAAAGAUGAGCAUCAUAUGUUGACACAAACAGUAAUAAAUACGAAGGUAGCACCAGAUGUACACAAUAUUUUACAAUCAUUGCCUAUGAAUUCAAGUGAGGAGAAGAAGAAUAAAUUUAUUAUGAUUGUAAUUAUUUAUAUUUACUUAGGUAGAGAUUCUAAACGUCAUCGAACAGUAUCUCAACCAGAAGGAACUACAUUGCAUACAGUUAGUAGUACUGAUACAUUAGAAAAGGUUGCACUUCAUUUUAAUUCAACACCAUCAGCAUUAGUUAAACUUAAUAAACUCAAUACACGUACCCUUUAUCCUGGACAAAUAUUAUUCGUACCUAAUGAAAGCUCAUCAAAUAAUUCAAAUCAACAACAAUCAACAAUUGUUAUUCCUUCUGUUCCUCCUGAUACAACAUCUUCAUCAUCACCAACACAAAAUAAAGAUGGUGAUGCAUUUGUUCUUCUUAAAGAUAAUCGUUCAUCAAGUGUAUCUUCUCCGUCAUCUCAUCAUCCAUUGCAAAAAGAUGUUGGUCCAAUGGUUUGGUCAAUGACUCGAAAUAUAACAGCACGUCCAGGUCAUGCCGAACGAUUAAAAAGUGAUCCAACUGUUGAAGAGGAAUCAUCAUCAAACAUAAAUGAAGAUCGUUUAAAAACAUCAAACGAAGAUAAUAGUAAACAAGUAAAAAUGUUACAAAGAUCUUUAUCAAUAGAUAAAAAUCACAGAGUAGAUGAUGAAUGUUUACAACGUUUUAUUAAAGUUAAUGUACGGUUAAUGACUGAAGAUCAUGAAAGCGUUGCCGGUACUUUACUUGUCACACCUAAUGCAGUUAUGUUUGAUCCCGACGUACUCGAUCCCUUGGUUAAAGAACAUGGCAUUGAGAAAUAUGGAUUGAUAAUACGAAUGGAUUAUCUUGCUGGCAUUAGUUUAUAUGAAGAUUUAGCAAUGUAUGAACAUGAAGCAACAUUCCAUGAUGAAGAAAAACGAAAAAUGUAUCAUUCAACAAGUGUAAAAAACUUUCAAUACUCUCUAACACAUCCAACAAUGGAUACUGAUGAAGAAGAAAUUCAUGAUUUAAUGUCAUGUUUACUAGAUAAAAUUGAUAAAGAAUUAAAUCCUUCGUCUAUAUCAAAUGAAACAUGUAUGUUAUUUAAUGCAGCAUCAACUAUUAAACGUCAAAUGUCAUUGAAUUCAUCGGAUAAUAAUUAUAAUGAUGAAACAUUUCUUCCAACAUCAACAAAUGAUAAUUUUUUAGAUGAUUCAUUACAAUUUUCAAAUGAUAUAUUGCAACCACUUGAUGAUUAUAAACAUUCAAUUGGAAUUUUACUUGAUGAUGACAAUGAUAAAAAUGUGAAUAUUAAUUUUCAUCGAAUACCAUCACAAGUUUCUUAUGUCUUCGAUUGGACACGAUUCAGACAUGCUGUAAAGAUAAAGAAGGGAUGUGUUUUGAAAAAUCAUGUAUCACUUGAUCAAUUUAAUAAACGUUUUGGUGAAAUCGACGAAUUAUUACGUAAACAACAAGAAAAUUAUUUUGCACCACAUCGUAUUGAGAUACCUUAUUAUUUAUGUAUAAAAACAAGUAUUCAUACACAUGAUAUACCAUCAUUACAUGCAAGACAAUAUAAAAAGCAUAGUGAAAAAUUUCAUGAUACUAUUUAUGGAAGAAAACACCUUAAAUAUGAAUAUUGGUUUUCUGUACCUAAAGAGAAAACUGGUCCUUUAUAUUCAUUUUUUCUUCGCUGGACUCCUGAGCGUGCAUUAGAUCCAUUAAUUGAUGAUGACAAACCACUGUCAAAUAUUCAUCCAACAAUAUCGAAUAAUCAAUCUCCAAAUAAAGGUUUUGUUUUAUUUACUGGUGAUGAUCCUCAAUUACCUAAUGAUUAUGCAAAUUGUGAAAAUCUAAAUAAUCAUACAAAAACUAAUGAUCAACAAAAACGACCUCAUUAUUUAUCACGACAAAAUACAUUGCUUAAAGAUUGGGAGGUAAAUCUUAAUAUCUAUUUUUUCAAUGACGUUUUAAUCUUAUGA
Rotaria sp. Silwood2 is the source of this 2028-nucleotide messenger RNA. Lineage: Eukaryota; Metazoa; Rotifera; Eurotatoria; Philodinida; Philodinidae. The record is from the annotation of a GenBank genome assembly.